Molecule: messenger RNA, 1454 nt
Organism: Prunus avium (sweet cherry)
Lineage: Eukaryota; Viridiplantae; Streptophyta; Magnoliopsida; Rosales; Rosaceae
Source: RefSeq, a predicted model, not a curated record
CUUGAUUCAAAUUCUUUGUUCAGGGAAUAUAUGAAACAAAGGUGCCUUUGGAGUUCAAUGCAAUUGUUCAGAUUGGUUGUGUCUGUAAAGUGGAUAAAACUGCUAAGAAGAGAAACGUCCAGGAUGGUUGGAGUGUGAGUGAACUGCACAUGAAGACAACUACUGAGUGCACAUAUCUGGAUGAAUCGAUCUCUUUCUUUUACUUGUACCAGAGCACAUCUGAAGGGCGAGCUAUAUUUAUUGCCUAUUUUCCUGCGUCAAGAACAAUAACUAUUGUGGUGGUAAAUCCUUAUCAAAAUAAAGAUUUGUCAGCAUCUUUUCUUGAGAAACAAUUUCGUGAAGCUUGCCAAGCAUUAUCAAUUCAGCCACCCCCGAGGAAUGGUAUCAGUAUUAAGGUUGAGUAUGUUGGAUUUCCCAAGGAUGCUGAAAUGAUUUUGCACCGUGCAAUUAAUGAGCACAGACAUGAACAUCAUGGACCUACAGUUGCUGUUAUUGAAUGCCCAAAUUUUCAGUUGAUGAAGUUGAGUAUAGGAGCUCUUGAUGACUUUCCUUGUGUGAGCAUUCCCUCUAAUGCUCGUGAUAGUAACUAUCAGGUUCUUGGUUGGCAACAAGUGGCAGCAAAAAUUGGAAUGCAACGUUGUGCUGCAUCACCUCAGUGGUUGAGGGAGAGAAUUUCCCUCUCAAGAUAUGCCCAUGUACCAUUGGGUAAUUUUGAACUUGACUGGCUUAUACAUGCAGCAGAUACCUUCUUUUCAAGAGCACUACGGGAUCAGCAACAGGUGCUUUGGAUAUCUGAUGAUGGUAUUCCAGAUCUAGGAGGCAUUAAUGAAGAAGAUACAUGUUUUGCCGAUGAGGUCUAUCAACAUGACUUUUCUUUCCCGGGAGCAUAUAGGAAGGUCACUGUGGAGCUAAAGAUACAUCAUCUGGCUGUAAAUGCUCUUCUGAAAAGCAACCAGGUGAAUGAAAUGGAAGGAGGUGCUUUGCUAGGAUUUGAAUCAGAUGUGAACUCAGGAGUACAUACGUCUGAUCUACAUGUUGGCUUUGAUGAAGCUACCUCAUGUGCACCUACCCUCCGUGUCUUGAAACAGUUGAUCCAGAGGUGUCUUGCAAAUGCAGUAACAUCUGGAAAUGUGUAUGCUGAUGCACUAUUGCAGCAUCUAUAUCGAUGGCUUUGCAGCCCCCAGUCUAAACUUCAUGAUCCAGCUCUUCACCGCAUACUCCACAAGGUCAUGUCAAAGGUGCUUGCAAUUUUAAUGAUCGAGUUCCGCAAAUUGGGUGCCAAGAUUAUAUUUGCGAAUUUCUACAAGAUUAUUAUAGACACAGGAAAGUUUGAUCUGUCAGGAGCCAAAGCUUAUUGUGAUAGCUUGCUUAAAACACUGCAAGCAAGAGAACUAUUUGAGUGGAUUGAGCUUGAACCAUUGCAAUUCUGGCAUUCUCUGCUUUUCAUGGAUCAG